This is a messenger RNA of Anolis sagrei ordinatus, 6766 nucleotides long. RefSeq names its product cortactin binding protein 2 (gene CTTNBP2). Gene Ontology annotation, molecular function: protein phosphatase 2A binding. Gene Ontology annotation, cellular component: glutamatergic synapse; actin cytoskeleton. Gene Ontology annotation, biological process: regulation of synapse organization; protein dephosphorylation. The record is from RefSeq and is a predicted model, not a curated record. NCBI's taxonomy places the organism in Eukaryota, Metazoa, Chordata, Lepidosauria, Squamata, Anolidae.
CUCCUCCUCCUUUGCUCUGCUGGGCUGGGCGCCGCUUCCCUCCCGCUCGGAGUCGGGGGCUCGGUCUGCCAAGGCGAAGAUGGCGACGGAGGGGACCGGCGGAGAGCCCGGCUCCAGCGGGCGAGGAGAGCCGGCGGCCGCGAAAAGAGAGUUUGAUGUGGACAGCCUCAGCAAAGCAGAACUGAGGAUGCUUCUGAGUGUUCUAGAAGGGGAGCUGGAAGCACGAGAUCUUGUGAUUGAAGCUUUGCGGGCACGGCGGAAGGAGGUUUUCAUCCAGGAGCGGUAUGGGAGAUUUAAUCUUAGUGACCCAUUUCUGGCAUUGCAGAGAGACUAUGAGACAGGUGCUGGUGAUAAAGACAAGAAGUCCAUCUGUACCAACCCACUCUCUAUUUUGGAAGCUGUUAUGGCUCACUGCAGAAAGAUGCAAGAGAGAAUGGCAGCUCAGUUGAUUGCCGCAGAAAACAGACAAAAGAAGUUGGAAAUGGAGAAAUGCCAGUUAGAAGCGCUUGAAAUGGAGCACAAGAAGCUCUGUACUCGUCUUGAGGAGGAGCGUGGCAAGAAUAAACAUGUCGUAUUGAUGCUAGUGAAAGAAUGUAAACAGUUGUCUAGCAGAAUUGUAGAGGAGGCCCAGAAGUUGGAAGACGUCAUGGCCAAGUUUGAAGAGGAAAAGAAAAAAGCCAGUGACCUGGAGGAAUCCCUUGCAGUGGAGAAACAACGGAGCACGCAAAUGGAGGCCCAAAUGGAGAAACAGCUUUCUGAGUUUGACACAGAAAGAGAGCAACUGCAUAUCAGGCUGGGCAAGGAGGAAGCACACACCAAUGAUCUCAAAGAAGAGAGGGAGAGAAUGAGGAAAAUGAUCGAACAGCUGAAAAAGGAAAAUGAGAAUAAGUCACACGUUUCACUCCCACGUCGGAACAAAGACAGAGGUUCUGUUUCUGUCUCUGUUGGGACAGAAGGACCCACUUUGAGAACACUCGCUUGCCAGACAGAUACGACAUUAAUAGAUGUUGGAACAGAAACCGUUAGGAAGUUGCCUUUAACUGUACCUCUAAAGCCUUCAGCUAUCAGUCCUUUGCUGUCUGGCCAGGCAAAGAUGAAUGUAAGCUCCAAUGCAGGAUUUGUAAAGCCAACCAUUGACCGGCAUUCCUCCUGUAGUGAUCUGCUUCUGUCUCCUUCCACACACCUUCUGACUCAAAAUCAAAGUAGAAUUGAGGAGAACGGACCAAGUACAUCUCCUGAGUUCACAAGCCUGCCUUCCCCUUUUCCAAACAAUACUGCAUCUUCACCAGCGCCCAGCAUAACACCCCAGACCUACUUGCAAGCUUCAUCUAUGCACCCUCCACAAUCUCCAUCCACCAGUGCUACCGGGCAUCAAGGUCUGAAUCCACGUGUCCAAGCAGCUAGGUUUAGGUUUCAGACGAAUGCUAACGAUCAAGACCAAAAUGGAAACACUACCCAAAGCCCUCCGUCGAGAGAUGUGUCACCCACAAGUCGAGACAAUCUAGUGGCCAAGCAGCUAGCGCGGAAUACUGUUACCCAGGUCCUUUCAAGAUUUACAAGUCCUCAGGGCACUGCACCUGGACGGCCAGGAAUGUCACAGUCAAUGGACGCGGGCACUUAUCCUCCCCCAGUUGGUAGAAUGAGCUUAAAGACUCCCAGUGUGUCAAGGAUUGAUAGAGGAAACCCUCCACCCAUUCCGCCCAAAAAACCAGGCCUUUCACAAACUCCUUCUCCACCACACCCACAGCUUAAAGUAAUUAUGGAUAGUGGUCGCUCCCCCAAUGUAGGUGCCAAAACUGAGGGCAAAACCCUAGUUUCACCUCCUUCCAGUUCACCUCAAGGAAUCAGGGUUAUAAAUGAGGAGGCUAUUUCUAAGUCCUCACCUCAGCUGCCACCAAAACCAACAAUAGAUAUAUCUGUGGCAUCUGCAGGCUGUGCCAUACCAGCCAUGGCCACAUCUCAGGUGGGUGCCUGGCCUUCCCAAUCCCCUGGACUGAGCCAACCUGCAUGUUCAGAAAGUUCCUUUGUCAUUCCCACCACCAUUGCCUGUAGCUCCUCCAUAAACCCUAAUAGUGCUUCAUCCUGUAGACCAUGUGAUUCAGACAGCCUACUGGUAACAGCAUCAGGCUGGUCUCCCUCCCUAACCCCUUUAUUAAUGAGCGGUGGUCCUGCCCCCCUGGGUGGCAGGCCCACCCUUCUUCACCAAGCUGCUGCCCAGGGAAAUGUCACUUUAUUGUCAAUGCUGCUUAAUGAAGAAGGUUUGGACAUUAACGAAUCCUGUGAAGAUGGCUAUUCUGCCUUGUAUUCUGCUGCUAUGAAUGGACAUACAGAUUGUGUAAGAUUGCUGCUGACUUCAAAAGCACAAGUUGAUCCAGUUGAUAAAAAUGGCUUUACACCCUUGUGUUCAGCAGUUGCUCAGGGACACUGCAAAUGUGCAGAAUUAUUAAUCAAGUACCAUGCUGACGUUAAUCAUGCUGCUGAAAGGGGAGAGACACCUCUCUUCUUGGCCUGUGGAAAUGGAAAUAAUGAAUGUGUCAAACUCUUGCUGGAAGCUGGGGCAGACAGGAGUGCAAAAACCUGUGAUGGCUGGACACCAUUUCAUGCUGCUGUAGAUGCUGAUAAUGUCGACUGUUUAAGAUAUCUUAUGUGCUGUGGAAAGCCAGAAUAUGGAAAUGUCACGAGUGAUGGAGAGGCUAAUUCUUACAUCUUUGACAUGGAGUGUGAUGGAGACAGCUUUAACCACAAAGCAAGGACCAUGGUUUCUGCAGAUCUCAUCAACCAUGCUGACAAAGAGGGCUGGACUGCAGCCCAUAUAGCAGCUUCAAAAGGUUUUAAGAGCUGCCUAGAAGUCUUGUGUAGCCACGGGGGACUGGAGGCCGAGAGGAAAGACAGAUGCAACCGAACAGUGCAUGACGUUGCUACUGACGACUGCAAGCAUCUUCUAGAAAAUCUGAAUGCUCUCAAAAUGCCAUUGCGGAUUGCAGUUAGCCAGGUAGAACCAGCCUACUCUGCAACAGAGGAUCACGAAAUGGAAAAUACCAUAUGUGUGUUAAACAUCCGAAAGCAGACAACCUGGGAUGAUUUUUCAAAAGCAGUGAGUCAGGCGGUGACAAACCAUUUCCAAGCAAUCGCCUCUGAUGAAUGGAGAAGCCUAGAAGACUUGACACUUAAUAGCACCACAGAAUCUAGCAUCGGCCUCACUGCAAACAGUAUAUUAUCCAUCAAACUUGGCAAUAUUUCAUGGUCAGUGGGUCAGACAUUUCCCCAACUACCCUGGGAGUUUUUGAAAAGGAACCAGGUGGAACAUAUAGUCAUAUAUUUGCUUGGUCCCCCAGAAGGCUGUCUGCACAGUGUGAGUUAUGCAUCCACAAUCCGUCUUCAGACAUUGCAAAAUUAUCUCAGGCUGGUGGAACAGUACCGAAAUAUCAUCUUCCAUGGUCCAGAAGGAAGUUUGCAGGAUUAUGUGGCAGAUCAGAUCGCCCUCUGUAUGAAGCAUAAGCAAAUGGCUGCUGGAUUCUGCUGUGAAAUAGUUAAAGUGAAGAUAGAUGCCGAUUUCUCCAAGGAGCAACUUGCAGAAUUAUUCAUCAAUAGUGCUUGCUUGAUCCCAGUGAAACAGCCUUCUGUAAGCGACAGAAUCAUUGUAAUUUUAGAAGAUUUGGAAAAAGCUUCAUUAUCUGAAUUACUGGGAGAGUUUCUUCAACCACUUGAAAACCGUGGCUCUGAUAAUCCCUGCACUGUAAAGAAAGUCAAUGGUGUAUCUGAUACUUAUUACUUUCAUGAAAACUGCUUUCUUUUGGGGACCAUUGCAAAAUCUCGGCUUCAAGGCUCUGACCUGAUGGUUCAGCAACAUUUCCUCUGGGUUCAGCUAAGAUGGGAUGGAGAGCCAACCCAUGGCCUUCUACAACGAUUCUUACGCAGGAAGGUAUUAAGUAAGUUCAGAGGAAAGAUGCCUCCUCCAUGUGAUCCAGUGUGCAAGAUGGUGGAGUGGAUUCUUGUGGUGUGGCACCAGCUGAAUUCAUGCUUGUCACGUCUCGGUGCCCCUGAAGCACUUGUGGGACCAAAGCACUUCAUGUCUUGUCCAGUGGUGCCUGGCCACAGCCAUGCAACUGUGAAGUGGAUGUCCAAAUUAUGGAAUGCUAUCAUUGCUCCACGAGUUCAAGAAGCAAUUCUCUCCAGAGCCUCUCUAAAAAGACCAUCUACACUGGGACAGUUGGCAGUCAAGAAAAGUCCAAGCCAAGGGCAACAGGCUGUAGUAAAAGCGGCACUCAGCAUUCUCCUAAAUAAAGCUGUGUUGCAUGGAUGUCCUCUUCCCAGAGCAGAACUGGAUCAGUACAUUGCUGAUUUUAAAGGAGGGAACUUUCCCCUUUCCAUGGUAUCAACCUACAAGAAUGGCCCCAAGAAAAGAGGCGAAGGCAUUGCUUGGAGAAAAGUGAGCACAAGUCCUCGGAAGAAGUCAGGAAAUUCAUCAUCCCAGUCGUGGAGUAAAAAAGACGAAAACAUAGAAGGUGUUAAGACAAAGAACAUAUUGCAGGAAAAUGGCAACAGAAUAGCUUCUCUAACAAAAAAAAAUACAGAAGAUGAUCCGCUAAGUGUGUUAAACCUGGAACAGAAGCUAUCCCUUGGUUCUGAUGAUGAAGUAGACCUUGUGCAGGAACUUCAGAGUAUUUGUUUAAGUAAAUCAGAAUCUGACAUAAGCAAGAUAGUUGAUUCCAAGGAUGAUCUGAUGAAGAUGAUCAGUACUUCUCAGAAGGAUCCUGUGCUUUCAGCCAACAUCAUUAAUGCAAAUACAUCAGCAUCACAGCAGGAUGGGAAUCCUGGGAUCUGUCUUCGCAGCAGCAGUCAAACCGUGGAAUUCAGCAACAGUAAACCAAAAACUGAGUCUGUGAAGAGUGGUGUUUCUAGAGCGAAAUCGUUUCUUCCUGUGCCCAAAAAUAAAGUCAGCCAGUCUUCUCAGAACACUAAACGAAGCAGCAGCAAUACAAGGCAAAUAGAGGCAGUCAAUGACUCAAAAGAAGAAAUUUGGAACAUGCACAAAAAAAUACAGCUUGAAAAUACUAAUAAAAUAUACCCAUCUUAAAAUAUACCCUUUCUUAUCCCCCAUCCCUACCCUGGUCUUUGCAUAAUCCAUUAUCCAGAAGGUCACACUCAUUCCCAAGUGUAAAUAGUUUUUAAAUGACUUUCUCAGUUAUAAUGUAUCUAUGGGACCACAGUUUAAUUUCUAUGUAAAUAAACUGUUUAUAAUGAAAAUAUUAGAUUAUAUUGACCUUUAGGAGUGAAAGGUGAUCUCUUCAUAAAUGAUUUUCUAAUUUGAAAAAAUGUUUUAUUGUUUGAUUAUAUUCAGGGGUAUCACUACAGAAACUAUGUGUGCACAUGCACACUUGUGUAAAUAAAUAUUAAAUAUCUUGGACUUUAUUAAGAGGUACAUGUGUACAAAAGAGCUGGUAUUACAUAUGGUGCAUCCAUGGAGACAUAUGUUCUCCCUUGAGGUAAGAAGCAGAUAGCCAGUUUGGAAGGCUGUCUGUACCAUAUUGUCAAUGUGGCCAUUUCAACAUUUGCAUCACCUUAUAUACUCAGAGACUAAUCUAACGUGGGAUUCCCAUAUAGCAGGAUUUUCUGUCAGUUCCUGCAUGUGGAAAAUAAAGCAGUGAAUCUGCUUUUAUUUCCUGUGCACCAUGAGACCUUGCAAGGUGUUGCUCAUGUGAAAAUUAUAUUCUGUGUGUGUAACACAUCCUUGCUACCAGCAAAACAGGAUCUCUGAAUCGGGACAUUAAAUGUUCUAUAGUUACAUGCUGAGUUUCCUGUGUUAUAUUUCAUACAUUAGGUUGCACAGUUCUGUACAGUACUGGCUUAAAAACUAAAAUACAUGCCUUUAUAAAAGCAAACAUAUAUAUUGUAUAUAUAUACAUAUAUAUAGUCUAUGUUCACUUUCUGAAAAGUGAAUGGAAUGUGGCAAUAACGGGGAAAAUUGGGAAUAUCUGCCCAGUUACUUUCAAUUAUGAACUGUAUUAAAUAUUUCCAUCGCCCAUGUUAUUGGGUAGUUUGGUUUAUUUCUUCUCUUUUGUUGCUUCUGUUUUGCAUUCCAGUUUAGGUAUGAGUUAAUGAUUUGUGCAGAGUAUCUUUUUCUGUUUUUUAAAAGAGGAAACAAACUCCAGAGCCAUCAUAAUAAGCAAUCUGUGGUUAUUUGCCUGAUAGCAUUUUUGGUGGGGUUACAUGAUAAAGAACAUCUCUAAUUACAUAAAUUAUUGUAUAUACUAUAGAAACUUUUCCCCACUUUUCACACACACAUACACACACGUUGCUUUACACUGAAAUAUUGUAAGGCUUAUUUACACUGUAGUUUAUCAGGCAAAAAGGAGCAGCAAUAACCUGUGGAGACAGAGAUGCCCAUAUAAUAUAUGUAUUGGCCUCAUCAGUGUGCUAUAACCUUUUAAAUGGUACUCAUAUGGGAAAAGGGAGUGUUCCUCUUCCUUGUUCUUUUCCUUAAUGGAAAAUCUACCAAUUCAGUAUUUCUAUUAGACACAGCUGAUAUGGAUGUCCGUCAUAUCUUCUGUUGCAGAGCUGUGACACCUUUAUAACAUAUAGACACAGAUUCCUUAAGAAAGGGCUCCAUGCCCACCUGGUGAAUUAUUGAACAUUUUGCUACAACAGUCCUAUUCAAACCAACAUCUUUGUGAGGAAAUUUGUAAGAAUAAAGAUAGCAUUUGCAUUACAUGUUCUCUUGGAAUUUCACCUUUCAUGCCAAUAAUAAAACCUUUUUGUACUGAAA